This is a messenger RNA of Cariama cristata (Red-legged seriema), 492 nucleotides long. Its product is annotated as interleukin-1 receptor type 2-like. The record is from RefSeq and is a predicted model, not a curated record. Gene Ontology annotation, molecular function: interleukin-1 binding; interleukin-1, type II, blocking receptor activity. The transcript has 4 exons. Lineage: Eukaryota; Metazoa; Chordata; Aves; Cariamiformes; Cariamidae. The annotation marks the transcript as partial.
CUCCUUCUCUCUCCAGAGCAAGAAAAGAGAAUUACCCCAAUAAUUGUGUAUCCGACGCAAAAGACAACAUCAGCUGCUCUUGGCUCCAAGAUGACUCUCCCGUGCAAAGUGUUUGUUGGACCGAGCAGCCACGUCCAUACCGAUGUGGAAUGGCUAGCAAAUGACACCGCCGUCGAUGUGGUUUACAUGCAAAGCAGAGUUACAGAGGGGGAACGACAAGCAAUUGUAGAAAAUGGUGAAAACUUCAUUGAAGUGCCACUGAUUUUUGAUUCUGUUGAAGAAGUGGAUUUUUACACAGACUUUACGUGUCUGGCCCAGAACAGAUACGGAUACCAAGUACUGCCAACAAGGGUCAAGCAGGAAGCUGUCGGCUUGUCCUGGUACAUUGCAAUGAUUCCCAUCGCAUUGGCCUGUGUGAUCGUUGGGGGGAUAUGCAUGCACAAGUGCUGGAAGUGGAGAGCCGAUAAAGGAUACGCAAUAGCAAAGGUUUAA